This is a messenger RNA of Camelina sativa (false flax), 608 nucleotides long. Lineage: Eukaryota; Viridiplantae; Streptophyta; Magnoliopsida; Brassicales; Brassicaceae. The record is from RefSeq and is a predicted model, not a curated record.
UUUAAGGGAAAGGUAUUGCUUAAGCAGCCUUUCACAAACUACACCUUCCUUACCUCUAAAUGUCAUAUCUAUCGAUCUAUAUAUUAUUAGUUGAUUGUACUAUCCAAAAUUUCAAGAUUUGAUUCUGAACAAACAGUAUCGUUAGGAAUGAAACCAGGGAGCAACGAGCAAAACCUGUACCUGUGGCAGCUGCGGUGGAUCAAUGGAAGGAAACAGAGAUAGUAAAAACAAGAAUGAAGUGUGUGUUUUGUUUUUCUUUCUUCAAGGUCCUGUUUAAAUCGUUGCUAAGAGCCUUAUGGGUUAAGAUUUGCAGGUAUGAGAAGCUAAGCGAGAAGAUUGUCUCAUGGGAAGAUAAAAAGAGGAAAAAGGCAAAGAGAAAGCUUCAUAGAACAGAGAGAGGUGUAGAAAAAACAAAGUUGAAGGCGAUAGAGAGGUUCAGAGAUGACAAUGAACGCAUUGAGAUGAUCGUCGCGAGUGCAAGAGCACAUGCCUAUGAGAGUCGAAUGAAAGAAGAGUUGAAGGUUAAGGCGAAAGCAAACCUCAUGAGAACAACUGGAAGGAACCCCUCUACAUGUCUCUGAAUACUGCAAGUUGCAGGAAAUGUAAAG